GAAAUAAAAGUCGGUCUGUAUACCGGCGCGCAAAUUGGCUCAAAUCACAAAGAACCGAAACGGAAGAUGUGAUAACGCUGAGGAUAUCUGCGCGUCUAAUGAAUGUUUUGUUUCCUCGGCCACUUACGACGCAAGCGUUGAUUAUAAUUUCGUCUUAGAACGAGAAGGCUCUCAGCCGCGUGAGUAAAAAUCCAAACCACGCCGAACCAUGGCAAACGUGUCUCUCGACAAGGAUAUGUUUUUUCGGCGCAUAACGCGCCUGUAUGCUGCGUGGAAGGAUGGGGAAGUCGGCACCGAUGACAGUUUUAGUAAAAUGGAUUGUCUUGUUUCUGCCGUUGGAACUGAUGAAGAUAUCGUUUACAGCAAGUCCAUAGCAUUGCAGACAUGGCUGCUCAGUUAUGAACUCACGGAUACUAUAAUGAUAUUGACGGAAGAGUCUAUCAAUUUCUUGGCCAGUAAAAAGAAGAUUGAAUUUCUAAGAAAGGUGGAAAACCAGAAUACCGAUGAUACAGGAGUACCACCUGUGAAAUUAUUUGUCAGAGACAGAAGUGAUGAAGACAAGGCAAAUUUUGCAAAACUCAUUGAAGUGAUAAAGCAAAGUAAAAAAGGCAAAACUUUGGGAGUGUUUUCUAAAGAAAAUUAUCCAGGUGCUUUUAUGGAUGCCUGGAGAGCUACUUUAAAGAAUGAAUCAUUUGAUACGGUUGACAUAAGUGCUGCAGCUGCUUAUGUUAUGUGUCCAAAAGAAGAUAGUGAGAUAAUCACUAUAAAGAAAGCUUGUCUGAUAUCAGUAGAUGUUUUCACCAAGUAUCUUAAAGAUCAAAUAAUGGAAAUCAUAGAUUCGGACAAGAAAGUUAAACACUCAAAGCUAGCAGAAAGUGUAGAUACAGCUAUCACAAAUAAAAAGUAUGUAACUGGAGUAGAUAUUACACAGGUAGAUAUGUGUUACCCAGCAAUUAUACAAAGUGGUGGAAAUUAUUCUCUUAAAUUUAGCGCUGUUAGCGAUAAAAACACCACUCUCCACUUUGGUGUUAUUGUUUGCUCAUUAGGAGCACGUUACAAAAGUUAUUGUUCAAACAUAGUAAGAACUCUGUUAGUCAAUCCCACAAAAAUAAUUGAGGAAAAUUAUAAUUUUUUAUUACAACUGGAAGAAGAAAUUCUGAAAAAAUUAGUUGCAGGAACAAAAAUAAGUGAAGUGUAUGAGGCUGGUAUUAAAUUUGUAAAAGAUGAAAAACCAGAAAUGUUAAAUCAUUUAACCAAAAAUUUUGGAUUUGCUAUGGGUAUUGAGUUUAAAGAAAGUUCUUUGCUAUUGGGUCCAAAAAUUCAUGCAAUAGCUAAGAAGGGCAUGGUAUUUAAUGUUAACGUUGGUCUUUCAAACCUUAAUAAUCCAGAUGCAAUGGACAAAGAAGGUAAAACUUACGCCCUUUUCAUAGGCGAUACAGUUAUAGUAAAUGAAGGACAACCCGCUUCUAAUUUAACACCAUCAAAGAAGAAGGUAAAAAAUAUAGGUAUAUAUGUGAAAGAUGACGAAGAUGAAGAAGAAGAGGGAAGUGGAAAAGAAAAUGAACCAAAGCCAGAAAUUCUAGGACGUGGAAAAAGAACUGCUGUAAUAGAAUCUAAAUUGAGAACAGAGCACAGUUCGGAAGAGAAGAGAAAGCAGCAUCAAAAAGAAUUAGCUCAACAAUUGAAUGAAGUUGCUAAAGCUCGAUUGGCCCAACAGUCUGGUGGUAAGGAACAAGAAAAGAUACGUAAAUCAACAGUAUCUUAUAAAAGCUUGAGUCAUAUGCCACGUGAGCCAGAAGUCAGAGAGUUGAAGUUGUUUGUGGAUAAAAAGUACGAAACUGUGAUUUUACCUGUUGCUGGUAUUCCAGUACCAUUCCACAUAUCAACAAUUAAAAACAUCUCACAGUCAGUAGAAGGAGAUUAUACGUAUCUUAGAAUAAACUUCUUUCACCCUGGUGCAACUAUGGGACGAAAUGAAGGUGGAUCUUACCCUCAGCCUGAUGCAACGUUUGUUAAGGAAGUAACAUAUCGAAGCACAAAUACCAAAGAGCCUGGCGAGAUCUCUGCACCAUCAUCAAAUUUAAAUACAGCCUUUAGAUUGAUUAAGGAAGUGCAAAAGAAGUUCAAAAAUCGAGAAGCAGAAGAAAGAGAAAAGGAGGAUCUUGUAAAACAAGAUACUUUAAUAUUAUCACAAAAUAAGGGCAAUCCAAAAUUAAAAGAUUUAUAUAUUCGACCAAAUAUUGUUACAAAAAGAAUGACUGGUGGUUUAGAAGCGCACACAAAUGGAUUCCGCUAUACUUCCGUACGCGGUGAUAAAGUAGAUAUUCUUUAUAAUAACAUUAAAAACGCUUUCUUCCAACCGUGCGAUGGUGAAAUGAUUAUAUUACUUCAUUUUCAUUUAAAACAUGCUAUUAUGUUUGGCAAGAAGAAACAUGUAGAUGUGCAGUUUUAUACUGAAGUUGGAGAAAUUACUACCGAUUUAGGUAAACAUCAGCAUAUGCACGAUCGUGAUGAUCUUGCAGCUGAACAAUCGGAACGAGAACUGAGACAUAAAUUAAAAACUGCUUUUAAAAGCUUCUGUGAAAAGGUUGAAGGAAUGACAAAGCAAGAGAUAGAAUUUGAUACACCAUUUCGGGACUUGGGAUUUCCUGGUGCACCAUUCAGGAGUACUGUCUUACUUCAACCAACUAGUGGAUGUUUGGUUAAUCUCACAGAAUGGCCUCCAUUUGUCAUUACCUUGGAAGAUGUUGAAUUGGUUCACUUUGAAAGAGUACAAUUUCAUCUAAAGAACUUCGAUAUGAUCUUUGUUUUCAAAGAUUAUCAUCGAAAGGUAGCGAUGGUAAAUGCCGUUCCUAUGAAUAUGUUAGAUCAUGUCAAAGAAUGGUUAAAUUCGUGCGACAUUCGAUAUUCAGAAGGUGUCCAGUCUUUGAAUUGGACAAAAAUUAUGAAAACUAUAACAGAUGAUCCUGAAGGAUUCUUUGAAAGCGGAGGAUGGACAUUCCUGGAUCCAGAAAGUGAUGCUGAAAAUGAAGAAGUCGAUGAUGAAGAAGAGGAAGAAGAUGAUGCGUAUGAGCCAUCUGAUAUGGAAAGUGAGGAAGAAUCUGAUGAUGAUUCUGAAUAUUCUGAAGCUUCUGAAGAUUCUGAUAGUGAAGAAGAAGAAUUAGGUAGCUCUGAAGAAUCAGGGAAAGAUUGGUCAGAUUUGGAAAGAGAAGCGGCCGAGGAGGACAAAGAAAGGGGCGAUGAUCGUUAUCGUGACGAUUACAGUUCUAGUAAAAAGAAGAAAGCGAACCGAAGACAAUCUCCACCUUCAAAAGAUAGACAUAAUUCUAAACACAAGAGUUCCACUAAUUCAAAGAGUAAAAGUUCACCUAGUAAAGAUAAACGAUCAGACAAAUAUAGAACGGAUCGAUCACGGAGUGGGGGCUCGCACAAGAAAGGGUCUCCUUCCAAAUCAUCCAAACACAGUCCCAAAAAGAGUGAUAAACACGAUAAGCAUGUUAAAAGUAAGUCAACGCAUUCUUCGUCCAGCAGUAAGAAACGUCCUCGUGAAAGGAGCUCAGAAAGAAGCGACAGAGGAUCUAAGAGAUCUAAGUAA
Molecule: messenger RNA, 3595 nt
Organism: Cyphomyrmex costatus
Lineage: Eukaryota; Metazoa; Arthropoda; Insecta; Hymenoptera; Formicidae
Gene: dre4
Product: SPT16 homolog, facilitates chromatin remodeling subunit dre4
Exons: 16
Coding region: 209-3595 (1128 amino acids)
Biological process (GO): transcription elongation by RNA polymerase II
Cellular component (GO): FACT complex
Molecular function (GO): nucleosome binding
Source: RefSeq, a predicted model, not a curated record